Messenger RNA from Diachasma alloeum, 6294 nucleotides. RefSeq names its product NACHT domain- and WD repeat-containing protein 1. Bases 1243 to 6147 code for a protein of 1634 amino acids. The record is from RefSeq and is a predicted model, not a curated record. Gene Ontology annotation, molecular function: protein binding. NCBI's taxonomy places the organism in Eukaryota, Metazoa, Arthropoda, Insecta, Hymenoptera, Braconidae. The transcript is spliced from 8 exons.
CUCGACAUCACUGGGGGGAAGCGAGUCUUUCGCUUUUGUGAGAAACGAGUCACAGUCAGUCCGAGAACUUAAAAAAUCUACUAAUAAAAUGGGCCUGACUUGAAUCAAACUAGGCGGCCAAGUACCGACUCGCCAAUGAAUUCCCUACAAUACAAAUAUGAUAAGCAAUUUGGAAAGCCUACUACCACAAUUCGACCCGCCUAACAGUAUUCACCAAAAUUUCAAACUUUGGAAAUAAUAAAAGAGAACUCUCUUUAAUCCUUUCAAGUGCUAUCGAUUUCGGUGUUACAUCAUUAUUUUUUAAAAUAGAAACAAGACAAAACCCCUAUAAUACGUAGUCGUAAAUAUUGAGAAUAUAAUAAAAAACAAAAAAAAAAUUGAAGAGCGAAGACAAUCCCACAACUCACCAAGUUACCUAUUUGGCGAAAGAAAAAUCACGAUAAAACUCAAACGUGUAGUUACAUAAUUGCUAAAUUAUGACCAAUAUUGCAACUCAUUGAGUUGCAGGAAAAUGUAUAUUGUUUGAAAAAAUGAGAAUAUGAACAACUCUAUUGAAUCUAGUACCUGUACCUUUAUAAAUAUAUUUAAAUAUUGUUGUUGAAAGUUAUCAAGGAAUUUAUGUGUUGAUGACCAACAAAAAAUCCUGUUGUUGGAAUUAUAUAGAAAUUAUUAAAAUUACGGUUAACAUAUCUUUGAAUAUUACUGAAUAUAACUGGAGCCAAUUAAAAGUAAAAAAAUAAAAAUAAUGAAUUAAUUAUAGAACGUGAAGAAGCAGAUAUUAUAAAAGAAGAAACGAUAAAGUUAUAUAAUUGAAAUAGCUAUUGCGCCAAUUCUAAAAAGAAAACAAAAUAAAUAAAACAAUUUAUAUGUUACGACCAAGUGUCUACUUGAAAUGUCCUCCAAAUUGCAAUAAAUUUGUUUUUUGUUUUUUUCAUCGAUUUCUCGGUAACAAAAAAACAAAGACGAUCUCAAUUCAACAUAGAACUGUCUUCCAUGGAAGCUGUAAGCAGAAAUAUCGAAAAUGCAUUUGGGAAAACAUAACUGUUCUAUUCGAUAAAAUGUAUACUUUUAUAAAAAUAUGGAAUUUGAAAUUGCCAUUGACAAAGCAAUAAAUGAAAUCACGAUAAGACUGAUCACGAAGACAGAUCGUCUAAUUCCGCACAUUGUUGAAUAAAAUUAAUAAUAUUCAGAAAUAAAAACAAUAACCAGUGUGACGAUAGCAUAAAGUGUAAUAAAGUUAGGAUGAAUCUUGAAGUGGAAUUGAUAGCUGGAGUGGUGAAAGGUGGGCCACCGCCUUCUCAUCUACCGGCACCUCGCCUCAUUAAGAUAUUCAUCGCUAGUGAACGUGAUGAAUUCUCUGAGGAACGGAAACAGCUGCUCGAACUGGUUGGUCCUGAGCUGCAAUCGAUAUACGAUGAUAUGGGUAUUGAGGUAUUGUUAGUUGACAUGCAGUAUGGUACAAGCGAGAAUCCGGACAGUGACCCUCAUCUAGCUGAAUUAUUCCUGGAAGAAAUAAAGGCAUCCCAUUACUACUCCAGGGGUUGUUUUUUCAUUCUAUUGAUUGGCACGGAAUACAGCACAGGCUGGGUACCAACUAAAUUUGACGAAGCCGUUUUCCGCACUCUUGUCAUCCACUGUACUCAACUCAACGAGUAUUACGCUUACGAAAACCAUUGUUACAUUCUUAAAGCCACGAGUGAGGAAACGGCUCAAGAUGAUUGGCAAACAACUGUGGGAAGCCGAUUGAAAAUACUUUUAAAUGAUGCAGCCAAGUCAGCUUUAAUGAAUGAUCCAAAUAACCCUGAAAUCGCCAACGUAUUGAAGAGUACUUCCGAGCGGCAACUGGACUAUGGCUUAAAACUGGAUGUUGGGGGUAAAGGAAUUCUAUCCAUAAUUCGUAGAUGGAAAGAUCGUAGUAUCGAUGAGAUGGCCCCGAAAUUGCCAGUAGAAUGCGAGAAGCUCAUAGCCAAAGUGAAAAGUUCAUUACCAGUCAAUAAUGUAAUAGAAUUGGAGGCUGAUUACCAUGACAAUGAAAUAAAUCAAAACGCUCAUUCAAAUGAUGAUUGUUAUUUGAGAAAAUUACGCAGCCAGAUAUUGGAGGUAAUUCAACAACUGGUGAAUGAAUCGGUUGAAGCCAAUCCGGAGAUAAAGAGUAGAAAAAAAUUAGUACAAGAAGUAUAUGCUGAAAGUUUAGCUCAUUUAUCGCUUAUGCGUGAAAUAACUCCUGUGGAUGAAAGUGAUGAGAUUGUACAACGAGUCAAGAGACUUUUGAUUGCUGGUAAAAAGAAUAAACAUGGGCCUAUAUUCAUACGUGGUGGAAAAUUGUCUGGUAAAUCUGGCAGACUCAGAGCCAUUUACGAUAAAUGCGAAAGUUGGCUGAAACAAUCUACAAUGAGAAUUGUCCGUUUUUGUACCUCAACACCACGAUCAGCCUACAGCCUUGAACUAUUGAGAGUACUCUGUCAACAUAUUGGUUUUUUGUCUGGUAACAACGAUGGCAACUUGCCACGCGAGGCCUCAUUCAAUCCGCUCUACCUCAAUAAUUGGUUAACUCAAAUUUUACGGGGAAUCGAGGAAAGUGAAAGUGAAAGAGCCAAGGUUAAUGAUGAUGAUAAUAAUGCAGAACAGUUGAUUGUCAUUAUCGAUGAUCUCCAUAGAUUGCAUCCACUGGAGGGUGACAUAGUUGCAGCAUUAUCAUGGCUUCCACUUCAGUUACCUCCUGGUAUACAUUUUAUCAUAACAACAAGUAUAUCUCUCGAGUCUUUAAAAUUAACUCCACUUCAGAAAGAAAGAUUCAAAUGCCCAGAAAUACUGAUUGACAUUAGUGAAAAAACACCAGACACCGGCGAUGAUUUGACGACGAGAAUUGAUAAUGAUAUUGAAAAGGCAUUUGACUAUAUGGAUAAACUCAUUGGAAGAAAAGCAGCUAGCCGCAUUGGUUCAUUACUGGCAUGCACUGAAUAUGGAUUGUCGGAAACGGAAAUUCUGGAAUUAAUAAUGCCCACUGGUGGAGACGGCCCAUUAACAUUAUCAGCUGGACAAUUUAAUUUUGCAACGUGGUGUCUAGUAAGACGUAAUUUAAUAUCAUGUUUGAGGGUUCGUGUUAUGAGCGGAAGACUCCUAUUCUCCUGGCGUUGGUUGUGUCGUGAAGUAGCACGAAAACGUUAUCUCUCGACACUGCAAUUAUCACGAGCCUGUUACGCUGAAUUAGCAACGACAAUAUUCUUUACCGAGCCAGAGGAAGACGAUGCAGAUCCUAAUGAGCAAGAUAAUAGCAAUAAAAAAACGGAUGGCAAAGUUAAUAAAGAAACUCCUUUUCAAAGUACACCCCAGAUAUCAGACAUAACUUACAGUUUGCGUCACGUCGAGGAGGCUUGGUUGCACUUAUUAAGAGCUGGUGAUGUUGAAAAAUUAAAGAGACUGGCGGUAUGUGCAUUUGAUUUUCUCCUUGCGGCUGUACAAAUGAUCUCAGUGAGUUAUUUACGGUGUGUACUGGAGCACGCAAGGCGUUAUCUACUUGAGCGAGAUCUCGAAUUGGUCUACUAUACAAUAAGAAAUUCCAGUGACGCACUGACAAGAGAUCCACUUCAACUCGGUGGACAAUUGAUUUGUUGGCUAAGACCAGUGGUUGAGGAUGGAGGUGAUUUGGUGAGUCGAAUGAUAACAGCAGCAAUGGCAUGGUGUGAUGGUUGCGCGGCACCACUACUGGUACCCUUGAACGGUUGGUUACAAUCACCCUUACCCCUACAAAUACGUGUGUUAGCAUGUCCACAAGGUGUUAACCUUGUUGAAGCAGCACCCUCUGGCCAACACAUUAUUGUUGUUGGCAGUGGUCCUGCUGGAGUUGAUGUUCAAUUGUGGCACGUAAUGUCUGGUCAACUUGUCCAUACGUUUAAAGGCCAUUCAAGCCCAAUAUCGUGUUUAUCAGUAACACACCAGUCGCAGUAUUUAUUGACUGGCUCCGAGGAUACAACUAUAAUGGUUUGGGACAUGAAGGAAUUGACUCUAAAACGACGAAUUUGCGAGCACAUUGCAUCAGUAUUGACACUUACACCAGCACUAAAUAAUUCAGUUAUAGUAAGUGGUGGUGAAGAUUCUCGAAUAAUAGCAACUAGUCUUUUGUCAGGUCAAGUCCUAAUGAAAGUUGAUCAUCAUCGUGGACCGGUAACAGCUGUUCGUGUUGAUGCAGCUGGUGAGGUCCUUGUAUCUGGAUCGGCUGAUGGUACCGUGUGUCUGUGGUCCCUCGAGAGUUUUAAACUUUUAAACAGUAUUACAUUGGGAUCGCCAGUUUCAAUGCUCGAUGUAUCAGACGACUCUGUAUUUCUUUUGGCAGUGUGUGAGGAUGAAAAAGUUUAUGUACGUUCUCUUGCCACUGGUACGGCACUUCACACACUGAGAGGCCAUCAGGGAGCAGUUAAAAGUAUAUGUCUAGCGCGAGAUUGUAGACGAGCUAUUGCCGGGGGAAUGGAUGGGCGUGUAUCAAUAUUUGAUAUACACAGCGGAAAAUUAAUAAGAGCAUUGUCGACUAAUUCAUCGGCGGACGUUACGUCUGUUCGAGUUACUGAUAAAGAUGAUUUUUUAAUAACCGCCAGUGGCAAUCGUGUUAUAUAUUGGAGUUUUCGGGAUGAAGAAACGAUAAAAAACACUUGUAUUAUGAGUAAGGAGGGUUUUUACAAACCGAAGAAGCAGCAGCAGCAGCUGCAGCAGCAACAGCAACAAAUACACCUACAAUAUCAUACAGCACCUUUAACUUGUAUCGAUAUAUCGCGUGAUGGAGCUAUGGCAGUCACCGGUGGAGUUGAUUCCCUUGUCAAUUUGUGGCAAUUGAAUAGCCAUGAACUUAUGUUGACUCUGGAGGGUCACAUUGCCAGUAUAACUUGUGUCGCAUUUUCAGCAUCUGGAUUAUUUGCCGCUUCAGGCUCAGAGGACAAAACAGUUAGAGUUUGGGGCUUGACACUUGGUCUAGUUGUUGCGACAUUUAAACAUCAAGCACCCGUGACAUCGGUAAUUGCUAUGCUCGAUGGACAAAGAGUUGUUAGCUCUGAUCGCAGUGGUGCUAUACGUGUAUGGGCUGCUGAUACUGGAAUACUCAUACAAUCGGUCUGUGGCCCAGGAAGAUGUAUCGCUGUUUCACCGGAUAUGAGAUAUACCAUUUGUGGAUCAGGAGACAAUCAAGUUAGGAUAAUGAGCUUGGGGGCUGGACCAGUGGAAAAAUAUCAAGUUUCUCAUGGCCAAGAUAUAACUUGUCUGGUUGUUACGCCAGAUUCAAAUUCUUUGAUAACUGGUUCACGUGACAUGAGUUUAAAAGUUUGGCAAUUAGCUGGUGGAAAACUUUCACAAGUCUUAGUUGGUCACACUGAUCAUGUUACCUGUGUAGCUGUAUCAGUUCAGGACAAAAGCAUUGUUGUUUCUGGCUCGCGCGAUGCUAAUCUUAUUGUUUGGGAUAUAAAUACGGGAAGUGAUUUACAUACACUAAGUGGACAUCUUGGAUAUGUGACUUGCGUUAGGGUAUCUGGUGAUGGUACUUUGGCAAUAUCUGGUAGUGAGGAUAAAAAUCUUUUUGUAUGGGAUACUAAAAAAGGUAUUGCCCUUGGUUCAAUAAUGCUGCACGUACCAAUUCUUGGUGUUGAAACAUCUACGGACUUUUCAAGAUUGGCCAUUCAUCUCAUUGAACAGCCUACAAUGCCGAUAUUAUGUUUGCAUAAUACACCUGCCCAGUAUGUCAAAUUACCAUUGUAUGUAGCACCACGCGAACUACGACCAUUGGGUCCCAAGAGACCUGCCAGGCGUUUGUUGAAAAAAGAAGUCUCACUCGAUACUUACACGUGGCAACGCAAAUACGGCCAUCUAACAUCAGGCAUCAUGGUAGCUGCUGUUGAGGAUCCACUCAAGCGUCGAUUUAGCGUGAGUGCUUCCAUGGAGGAAAUCAGCAAAGUUGGUUUAGCCGAUUCUCAGACAAGUUUGGCACGCUCUCAACAGGCAGCCCUCGCACAAUCUCAACACUUUGAUCAGCUUGAAGCACUCUGGAAUAAACAAUCACCACCGCCAAGAACCCGAGGCACUCCUGGAAGAACCCUCUCCAAACAGAGCUCACUGCAGGCCACUAGAAUAUCCGACUCUGAUGAAGACGAAGAUGUUCCAGAUUAAUGUGUCACAUGAACAUCAAUUUACGUUGGAAAAAAUACAACCCAAAAUGAAAAACAGUCUUCUCCACUAUUGUCUUUCCAACUAUAACUUCCAACCUCUCAAUUGCAGUGAUAAUUCCUAUGCAAUAAAUGGCAAAUGUUACAAUCA